Messenger RNA from Molossus molossus (Pallas's mastiff bat), 2040 nucleotides. It is a transcript of the gene ASL, whose product is annotated as argininosuccinate lyase. Gene Ontology annotation, molecular function: argininosuccinate lyase activity. The coding region runs from base 95 to 1489 and encodes 464 amino acids. NCBI's taxonomy places the organism in Eukaryota, Metazoa, Chordata, Mammalia, Chiroptera, Molossidae. Gene Ontology annotation, cellular component: cytosol. The transcript has 17 exons. The record is from RefSeq and is a predicted model, not a curated record.
AAAAGCGCCGCGGGCCGGCAGGCGAGGGACAGACGGCGCGGGCAGGCGGUGACCCGGAGGAUCGAGGCUCCCGGACGACGAAGAAACACCCAACAUGGCAUCGGAGAGCGGGAAGCUAUGGGGUGGCCGGUUUGUGGGAGCAGUGGACCCCAUCAUGGAGAAGUUCAACUCGUCCAUCACCUACGACCGGCAGCUGUGGGAAGUGGAUGUGCAGGGCAGCAAGGCCUAUAGCCGAGGCCUGGAGAAGGCAGGACUCCUCACCAAGGCCGAGAUGGACCAGAUACACCGCGGCCUGGACAAGGUGGCUGAGGAAUGGGCCCAGGGCACCUUCAAACUAAACCCCAAUGAUGAGGACAUUCACACGGCCAAUGAGCGGCGGCUAAAGGAGCUCAUUGGGGAAACUGCAGGGAAACUGCACACGGGACGAAGUCGGAACGACCAGGUGGUCACAGAUCUCAGGCUGUGGAUGCGGCAGAACUGCUCGGCACUCUCUGGCCUCCUCCGGGAGCUCAUCAGAACCAUGGUGGACCGGGCAGAGGCGGAACGUGACAUCCUCUUCCCAGGGUACACACACCUACAGAGGGCUCAGCCUAUCCGCUGGAGCCACUGGAUCCUGAGCCAUGCUGUGGCACUGACCAGAGACUCUGAGAGGCUGCUGGAGGUGCAGAAGCGGAUCAAUGUCCUGCCCCUGGGGAGUGGGGCCAUUGCAGGCAAUCCUCUGGGUGUGGACCGGGAGCUGCUCCGAACAGAGCUGAAAUUUGGGGCCAUCACUGUCAACAGCAUGGAUGCCACUAGUGAGCGAGACUUUGUGGCUGAGUUCCUGUUCUGGGCCUCGCUGUGUAUGACCCACCUCAGCAGGAUGGCUGAGGAUCUCAUCCUCUACGGCACCAAGGAGUUCAGCUUUGUGCAGCUCUCCGAUGCCUACAGCACUGGAAGCAGCCUGAUGCCCCAAAAGAAAAACCCAGACAGCCUGGAGCUGAUCCGGAGCAAGGCGGGGCGAGUGUUCGGACGGUGUGCUGGGCUCCUGAUGACCCUCAAGGGACUUCCAAGCACCUACAACAAGGACUUACAGGAGGACAAGGAAGCCGUGUUUGAAGUGUCAGACACCAUGAGUGCCGUCCUCCAGGUGGCCACUGGCGUCAUCUCCACAUUACAGAUUCAUCGUGAGAACAUGGUGCGGGCUCUUAGUCCCGACAUGCUGGCCACUGACCUUGCCUACUACCUGGUCCGCAAAGGGAUGCCCUUCCGCCAGGCCCACGAGGCCUCUGGGAAAGCAGUGUUCAUGGCUGAGACCAAGGGGGUCGCCCUUAACCAGCUGUCGCUGAAGGAGCUACAGACCAUCAGCCACCUGUUCUCGAGCGACGUGAGCCAAGUGUGGGACUACGGGCACAGCGUGGAGCAGUAUGCUGCCCUGGGAGGCACCGCGCGCUCCAGUGUCGACUGGCAGAUCGGCCAGGUGCGAGCACUGCUUCGGGCUCAGCAGGCCUAGGUCCCCCCGCCCCGCUCCCAAAUAAAGCGGCCGAGAGAAGGCUGCCGCACGUCUCCCGCCUAGCCUGACUCCCUCAGCCGUGGGCUUUCUGGGGUCUGCUGACAGGCAGUGGAGGUCAUCAAGGAAGUGGAGAAACUGGACAAGGAUGGCGAGUCAUGGGUGGGGGACUGCAUGUUGUCAGAGCCUCUGCCCUGCUCACACCCCACUGCCUUCCACUGCGGGCAUCACAGUGACCUCCUGCCUUGUGUGUCUUGGCAGGACUAGCCUCCCUGGAGCCCUGGUAGGACCCGAUGGGCUUGGCUAACCCAGUCGGCCAGUCCGUCUGUCCUUUUUCCAGUGUCCCCCAGGCUCAUUCUCCCCUGGCUUAACCCACCCUUCCCUGGACCAGUGUCAGUGCCCCCUGAGGGGAAAGGGAUAUUUGUGUGGUGCCUGGCACUAGGCUCACCCCACACACGGUUAAGGAGACGCCUCCUCCAGUGGGGCAAAGACAAUCUAACCAGCCAACGAUGUUGGGGAAAUUGGACAGAUACAUGCAAAAAAAAAAAAAAAAA